GAGAUGAGGCAGGUGUACCCUUUGUAGAAUGACACCAACAAAAAUAUGGGAUUGAGAUGCUUUUGGAAGCAGAUCAAAAGGACUACCCUCUUCCUGAGAUCCAGCUUCAUCAUGGAUAAUAGAUAAUAGUAGAAACAGUGCCAAUACUGAAGUCAAAGACUUAAAAUGACAUAGGAAGUCAUUCUGCUACUUAGGAGAAGAAUCUGAAAGCAUGCCACUCCUUUAUUUUUGUAAAAUUACUUAAAAUAAAACAAAAUAAAAUCAAGAACAACAAAACCCUUACUCCAUUUGAAGAAUAACCUCAUUACUUUAUUUCUUCCACUUUUAGUUCUAAAUGCAAUAAACAUUCCUGAAAUAUGGACAGAAGCUAUGUUUGUAAAAUUUAGUGUUUGGGAGGAAAAUAAAUGAUGAAGAGAAGGGUGUCUAUAAAGAUUAGGCACCUUGCCCCUCCAUUUGAAGUCCCAGAUCUUCCAUUUAGUAGCUUAUGGCCUUAAUAAACUCCUCUCUGGGCCUGGCUUCUUCUACCUGUAUUAUGUGGAGGCUGAAUUAAAUGAUUUUCCAAUGUCCUUUCCAGUCUGAAAUCAUACAAGUAAGUUAAAGUAAAAUAAUGAUAUUGUUGCUCUCCUGCCAUUCUUAUUUGCAGGCAGCCUGCAUAAAUCCAUGGCCAGAUCUUAAGAAGCCCUAAAGAUUACUCUGUAUUCCCCAUGCCCUACAUAUAAUACAUAAUACAAACUACACUAAAGCAUAAAAUAAGAUUAAGGAAAUCCACAAAACUUUUUUUCCUUAUGAUGACUACUUUAAUGAAAAAUAAGUAUUAAAUCUUAAGUUUUUCCAAAAAAAUGAUUUUAGUGGACUGUUUUGCUGGUGCUCUAAUCAAUGUUCACUGUGACUAUUGGAUAAUCUGCAAUGUCCAUGAUGUCACAUCAAUACAGAAUUCCCCUUAGACGGAGAAAUGAUCUCUUCUUUUCUAGAUAAUACAAAGGAAAAUAUCCUGGUUCAGUUUCUAAAUUUAUAUAUUACUGAAAUUUUUCAUGUAAAUUUGGAAUGAAACCUAAGCCAAGAGAGAAAGACAAAGUGCACAAGAACAACCAGCUACUGUGAUACAAUAAUAAGGAGGGAUCAUAACUUCACGGCUUACUUUGAUGAUUAUACUGAAAUAUUCGUGAUGGGUGGCAACAGUACCAGCAAUGCUGAGACUGACUGCAAUGUCACUAAUGUGACAUUUCAGUACUCCCUUUAUGCAACCACCUACAUCCUCAUAUUCAUCCCUGGUCUUCUGGCCAACAGUGCAGCCUUGUGGGUUCUGUGCCGCUUCAUCAGCAAGAAAAAUAAAGCCAUCAUUUUCAUGAUCAACCUCUCUGUGGCUGACCUUGCUCAUGUGCUGUCCUUACCCCUCCGGAUUUACUAUUACAUCAGCCACCAUUGGCCUUUCCAGAGGGCCCUUUGCCUGCUGUGUUUCUACCUGAAGUAUCUCAACAUGUAUGCCAGCAUUUGCUUCCUGACGUGCAUCAGCCUUCAGAGGUGCUUCUUUCUCCUCAAGCCCUUUAGGGCCAGAGACUGGAAGCGUAGGUAUGAUGUGGGCAUCAGUGCUGCCAUCUGGGUCAUCGUGGGGACAGCCUGUUUGCCAUUUCCCAUCCUGAGAAGCACGGAUUUAUCCAACAACACUGAGUCCUGCUUUGCUGAUCUUGGUUACAAGAAAAUGAAUGCAGUGGCUUUGGUUGGGAUGAUUACAGUUGCUGAGCUGUCAGGAUUUGUGAUCCCAGUAGUCAUCAUCGCAUGGUGUACCUGGAAAACUACUAUAUCCCUGAGACAACCACCAAUUGCUUUGCAAGGAAUUGGUGAGAGGCAGAAAGCACUGAGGAUGGUUUUCAUGUGUGCUGCAGUCUUCUUCAUCUGCUUCACUCCUUAUCAUAUUAACUUUAUUUUUUACACCAUGGUAAAGGAAACCAUCAUUAGCAGUUGUCCCAUUGUCCGAAGCACCCUGUAUUUCCAUCCUUUUUGUCUAUGCCUCGCAAGUAUCUGCUGCCUUUUGGAUCCAAUUCUUUAUUACUUCAUGGCCUCAGAGUUUCGUGACCAACUAUCCCGCCAUGGCAGUUCUGUGACCCGUUCCCGCCUCAUGAGCAGGGAGAGUGGUUCAUCAACGGUUGGCUAAAAAUAAAAUAACUCUUCAAUUAUGACUUUGUUUAACUAUGUUCCCUUGCUUUUUCCAAAGGCCAGAAUGACCAGCCAGACAAUUUCUUUAAUCGAUAUUUGGAAACAACAUGAAUAUCUUGUUGUAUGAUAGUUGUGGUCGCAGGGGUGUGAUGGUGGAGGCAGAGUGUGAAAAAUGUGGGAGAGGAAGGGAAGAUGGAAUUUGCCUGUUUCUUCUUUGAAAUUCAAGGCACUUUUUUAUUUAGGAAACCUAGAUCAAGUUUUUACAGGUAUUUUCAACCAAAUGGAAAUUGGAUAUUUUAUCUUAAACGUUUCUUCAGUAAAUAUGAUGUUAGUAAGAUACAAUAAAUACAUGAAUCUUUUAUAGUACAUGAAUCUUUUAUAGAACGUAAAAGUAAAUCUCUUUCAUAUGAAGACCUUUAUAUGUGAAUGAGAGGAAAAAUAUCCAGUCUUUCUAAGAGAUAAAUGCACAGGCAAGGGGGAGUGAAGAUUGAAGCAGUGUGCAUAAAUUUUAAGACCCCAAAUCUAUUACUGAAUAAAGAGCAUGGGAAUUUGUUUAUUCACUGAAAAUGUAUUGGAUAUCUAUUGUAUUCUAGGUUCCCACUUUCUUAGGUACUUACACAUGUAGGAUCUCAUCUGGCCGUUUAAUAAACUUGUGGAAAUUUCCAAUACAAAUGAAUAAAUGGAACCUCAAAGAA
Equus caballus (horse) is the source of this 2849-nucleotide messenger RNA. RefSeq names its product P2Y receptor family member 10 (gene P2RY10). Lineage: Eukaryota; Metazoa; Chordata; Mammalia; Perissodactyla; Equidae. Gene Ontology annotation, cellular component: plasma membrane. Gene Ontology annotation, molecular function: G protein-coupled receptor activity. Gene Ontology annotation, biological process: phospholipase C-activating G protein-coupled receptor signaling pathway; positive regulation of Rho protein signal transduction. The record is from RefSeq and is a predicted model, not a curated record.